GAUGGACAGAGAGAUAUGGGUACAAGUGAUGCCCAUCCCCAUUAGUCCAACAUCCGUCCACUAGCGCAAAAGACGAGUAAAUGCAACGAAUAUCCCGUCCCAUGUGACUCUCUUAUCAUAUGCCAGCCUCCGUCCCAAAGUCGUCGAUCAAAUGUCACCUAACGCUGUUGCAAAAAUAACUCAAGAAGGAAGAAGGGGAAGAAAAAAAGUUCCAGUCUUUAUGUUCUGGGAAGGUCGAAACCGAACUGGGUAGGUGCUAUCAACCUCAAUCAAGAUACGGGCUCAGCUGCGGGAUCACUUUCCUUGUCUCUGAAUUCUGAUCUGUCUUCUGGUAGCUUGGUGCCGAGUUUGGGGUUGGAUGAUCAUUUGAACCGCUUUUGGGUUUCUUCGUAGCUAAGCUCUGGAUUUUGUUCUGGGGCUAGCUAGCUGAAACUUAUUAGCUGCAGCUGGACUGCGUAGACUGUUGAUUUCUCAGUUCAGAGUGUUGCUCUAGAUUAUUCUUUGAAGUUUUUUUAAUUUGAUCGAGUUUUAGUCCUUUGAAACUUUAGCUAUGGUGGUGGUUUAGGAUUGAAUUUGAUCUUGAUUCAAGGUUUUUAGGUGGAAAUAAUGGGUAGUAGUAGAACUGUAGUUUGGUUUAGGAGAGACCUUAGGAUAGAGGAUAAUCCUGCCCUAGCGGCUGCUGCAAGGGAUGGUCCAGUCUUUCCCGUUUAUAUUUGGUGCCCUGAAGAAGAAGGGCAGUUCUAUCCCGGCCGGGUUUCCCGGUGGUGGCUGAAGCAGUCUCUUACCCACUUGGGAAACUCGAUCAAAUCACUUGGUGCUGAACUUAUCCUGAUCAAGACUCACAGUGCUGUCGAUGCUCUUCGAGACUGUGUCAAUGCCGUUGGAGCGACCAGACUGGUCUUUAAUCAUCUCUAUGAUCCGGUAUCUCUGGUUCGUGAUCAUAGUAUCAAGGAGAAAUUGGGGGAACUUGGAAUUUCCGUGCAGAGCUAUAAUGGGGAUUUGUUAUAUGAACCGUGGGAUAUAUAUGAUGAUGAAGGACAUGCUUUUACAAAGUUCAAUUCAUAUUGGGAGAAGUGCUUGCAUCUGCAGAUGGAGCCUGUCUCACAUCUACCUCCAUGGAAGCUGGUGCCUGCUACAGAUAUUGCAGGUUCAAUUGAAAAGUGUUCAGUGGAUGAACUUGGUCUGGAAGAUGAAUUGGAAAAAGCAAGCAACUCUUUGUUAGGAAGAGCAUGGUCUCCAGGUUGGGGUAAUGCUGACAAAUCCCUAACAGAAUUUGUUGAACGACAUUUAAUUAACUAUUCGGAGAACAGGCUUAAGGUUGGAGUGGAUUCCACUUCUCUCUUGUCCCCUUAUCUCCAUUUUGGGGAGCUGAGCGUUAGGAAGGUUUUCCAAUGUGUUCGAAUGAAGCAGCUAGUGUGGGAGAAAGAAGAAAACAAAAAAGGGAAAGACAGUGUGAACUGGUUUCUUAGGUCGAUUGGGCUAAGGGAAUACUCGCGUUAUCUUUGUUUCAAUUUUCCAUUCACCCACGAGAGAUCGCUGCUAGGGCACUUGAAGUACUUCCCUUGGAAUGCCAACCAAGCCCAUUUCAAGUCUUGGAGACAAGGAAGAACCGGUUACCCUCUCGUUGAUGCCGGGAUGAGGGAGCUAUGGGCAACUGGUUGGAUGCAUAACAGAAUAAGAGUAAUUGUGUCGAGCUUCUCUGUCAAAGUUCUGCUCUUGCCAUGGAGAUGGGGAAUGAAGUAUUUCUGGGACACGCUUUUGGAUGCAGAUCUUGAAUGUGACAUCCUGGGUUGGCAGUAUAUAUCAGGAAGCCUACCAGAUGGCCAUGAACUCGAACGAUUAGACAGUCCAGAGAUACAAGGUUCCAAAUUUGACCCAGAAGGAGAAUACGUGAGACACUGGCUGCCCGAAUUAGCUAGAAUGCCAACCGAGUGGAUUCAUCACCCAUGGGAUGCACCUGAUAUUGUGCUCAAAUCCGCUGGGGUCGAACUGGGACUAAACUAUCCAAUGCCUAUAGUGGAUCUGGACAUGGCUAGAGAGCUUCUCACUUCAGCCAUAUUCAAGAUGUGGGAAGACGAGGCAGCUGCCAGAGCUUCAUGCUCAAAUGGGACAAAUGAAGUCAUUGGUGAUAACACAGGCAUUACGGAUGGGAUUCCAAAGGUUGUGUUGAGGGAGAAAGGCAAGGCUCCUUGCCUUACUGCAUCGUCUAACGAUCAGAAGGUUCCAUCGUUUUAUAACAUGAAGCAGAAGGAUCCACACGGGAAGAAGAGGGCCAAAUGCAUGGAGGAGGGAACCCCAGGACCAGAUAAGUUCCGAGAUUGUUAUAACGUCGCAGGGACUUCAAGACCAGAUGGUGAUCUGUGCUCGACUGCUGAAUCAUCAGCGGCUAAGAAACAGGCAACAACAAGCAGAUGCUCCUUUUCAGUUCCCCAGUACUGUUCGUCGUCAGAAGGGAACAGCAUGGCACAGGAAUGUGAAUCGCCCGAAUUCAAGGAGCCGUGGCAGUCGCAAAUCGACAUUGAAAACAGUUCAAGCAAAGAUGUUGCCAUGGGAACUUGAUGUUGCAGCAAUUUUCAAAACCUUCUCCGAAUAGAGGGUACUACACAUGUUAAUAGGUCGAGCAAAUGUUACUACUAUCUAGUAAAAUAAAAUUCAGUGCCCUUUUGCUGUCAUCCAAAGUCUGUUUCCGAUGCUGGAUGCUGUAAUUCCUUCGCUUAUUGAGAUGCGGUAAGUGUCGGCUGGUUGAUUAUUAUAGGAAUCAAAGUAAUGUAUCGCUGUAAGCAAAGUGUCUGGUAGCUGGUAAGUAGGCGGCUGCAUAGAAUUUCCGCGUAAAUUGAGGGGAAGCGUCACUGCUUGUAUUUUACCAAGAUUGGGGGUGUGACAUCUACAUGACAAACACAUAUUUGUUGGAUACUCCUAAAGACACCAAAUAAGGAUAUUACAUUUACAACCCACAAG
This is a messenger RNA of Linum tenue, 2958 nucleotides long. The record is from the annotation of a GenBank genome assembly. NCBI's taxonomy places the organism in Eukaryota, Viridiplantae, Streptophyta, Magnoliopsida, Malpighiales, Linaceae.